Leptopilina heterotoma is the source of this 1196-nucleotide messenger RNA. RefSeq lists its product as uncharacterized. The coding region runs from base 1 to 915 and encodes 304 amino acids. Lineage: Eukaryota; Metazoa; Arthropoda; Insecta; Hymenoptera; Figitidae. The record is from RefSeq and is a predicted model, not a curated record. The transcript has 5 exons.
AUGAAAGUUGAAGAAAAUAGAAGGCCUUCAAUCGCCGAUGCGUCGGCCGUGGAACUUCUUCAGCUGCAAGAAGCUGCUAAAAUUGCCAACAUUUAUCAUAAAGGGGAUUCAGUCUUCACUAGAAAUACAAAUCUAUCUCACAUUGUCCAUGGCACUUUCAAUUUUGCACAAUUUGUCGUAGCAUUAAUGGAUGAAAUAUUUCAUCACGUGCAUCAUGCAAUUCAUCAUAUUCGUCAAAAACAAGAUCCGACACUCGCAGAUUUACCAGGAGAAAGAAAUCCAAUUUUCUUCAUUUACAGCAUUUGCAUGAUUAUCAGUUUUAUCUUCAGUAUCUUGUGGUUUUUUACAAAAUUUUUUACCCGUCAUUCGUUAGUCGCUAUUGUAGGUUGCGGCAUUGGAGGAGUUUUGAUGUUACUAGGCGGGAUUUCUGCUAUGCGACAUGCCGAAAAUCAUAUUAAUCUCAAUGAAGUGACUGAUGAAGAAUUAUUGAAUCAUCCAAUUUUUAUUCAUAAUUUUGUUCUUUGUAUUAUCUCUAUAUUCGGGAUGAUUAUUUAUUUUAUUCAAUUUUGGAUUUUGAUCGAUUACUGGAGAAUGCUGAGGAAAGAAGAAAUAACUGAAUUAUCUUAUUCCGCGAGCAACAAAUCUUACUCGUCUUCGGAAUUAAAUUCAAGUGAAUCCUACGUUACUGACAAAUCUGAGGAAGAAAGUGAAAAACAAGAAAUGGAAAGUAUUGAAAUUUCUUAUCCUAUUGCCGCCCUAGAGAAUUUACCUUCUCGUUUCGAAGCCGCUUCACAAAGUCCGGAGAGAGAGGCAGUGAUUCUUUAUUGUUGUUUUGUUGAUUGUUACAAUUAUUGUAAAAGUCGACAGAAAUCCAAGAGGGAAAAUCACGAAUUUCAAAUUAUACACGUAAUGUGAAAAGAACAGUGAAUGAGAAGAAUGCCCGACUAAGCACGUUUGCUUAAUAUUUGAUUAGUAUGAUAUUAUCAAGCACGCACUUGAAAAUGAUAUUCAUAUAAGAAAAGAAGAGGAUGUUCUUCAGUGAAGGCCCUGUAUUAUUUUUAUCCAGCUUAAGUAACUGCAUACAAAAACAUCGUUUCAAAUUCAACAGGCGCAAGUCCUUUUUGUGUCUCUAAAAAUAAAAUAUAAUAUGCACAUAUUUAGCUUCAUUUAUUUUACGUAAUUUUGUACAUGUACAG